Sphenostylis stenocarpa is the source of this 561-nucleotide messenger RNA. The record is from the annotation of a GenBank genome assembly. NCBI's taxonomy places the organism in Eukaryota, Viridiplantae, Streptophyta, Magnoliopsida, Fabales, Fabaceae.
AUGAGUGCAUUGCAUCUUAAUUUGAAAGGUGAAGAAGAUGCUUUAAGGAUACGCAUUGAGCAACUCUCACUUCAUCACAAGACCUCCAAUAGAAAUCAGACGGUACCAAUUCAAAAAGCUUUAUCAUGCUUUGACUCCCUCCACCCCAACGUACCCGGGAAGUGCGAAAAAGCAAGGCCAAAAAAGCUGUUUCUUUCAAAUUCAUCUUCUCUUCUUCUCCAUACGUUGGAUGCGCGAGGAACCAAACGCGCCCUUGUGAGGCUCAGACUCUUCCCCGAACAUAUUGCCAAUGCUCUUCUUGCUUUUCUUCUUCUCCCAGUUUUUCUGAGCUCUGAAUCGCUCAAUGCUCAACGUUUCCGCCAACAUUAUCACUCUUCUUCAAGAUCUUCGUCUCACUCCGUCUUCGGCCAAACUUAUCUGAGGUUAGUGGAUCCGCUUCACGGAAAUCUGAACCAGUUGCUGAUUUCGUUUGUGUUUCUGUUUUCAGCGUUCUUUGACUCUGCUUUUGUUUCGCGGCACGUAAAACGAGGAGAGCUGAAGAAAAUGAGGAUUGUUGUUUGA